Molecule: messenger RNA, 11248 nt
Organism: Mustela lutreola (European mink)
Lineage: Eukaryota; Metazoa; Chordata; Mammalia; Carnivora; Mustelidae
Gene: ATG2B
Product: autophagy related 2B
Exons: 42
Coding region: 15-6251 (2078 amino acids)
Biological process (GO): piecemeal microautophagy of the nucleus; reticulophagy; autophagosome assembly
Cellular component (GO): phagophore assembly site; extrinsic component of membrane
Molecular function (GO): phosphatidylinositol-3-phosphate binding
Source: RefSeq, a predicted model, not a curated record
CGUCAGCCCUCAUCAUGCCUUGGCCGUUUUCCGAGUCCAUCAAGAAGAGGGCCUGUCGGUACCUCCUGCAGAGGUACCUGGGCCACUUCCUGCAGGAGAAGCUGAGCCUGGAGCAGCUCAGCCUGGACCUGUACCAGGGCACCGGGUCCCUCGCCCAAGUCCCCUUGGACAAAUGGUGUCUCAAUGAGAUCCUGGAGUCAGCAGAUGCGCCUUUAGAAGUCACUGAAGGAUUCAUACAGUCAAUUUCUCUAUCAGUUCCGUGGGGCUCCUUGCUGCAGGAGAAUUGUGCACUGGAAGUGAAAGGGCUAGAAAUGGUCUUCCGGCCUAGACCCCGCCUAGCAACUGGUUCUGAGCCUAUGUAUUGGUCAAGUUUCAUGACCAGCAGUAUGCAAUUGGCAAAAGAAUGUCUUAGCCAGAAAUUAACAGAUGAACAAGGAGAAGCAUCGCAGCCUUUUGAAGGACUUGAAAAGUUUGCUGAAACCAUUGAAACAGUACUAAGAAGAGUGAAAGUCACCUUUAUAGACACUGUCUUGAGAAUUGAACAUGUGCCAGAAAAUUCCAAAACUGGAACUGCACUUGAAAUUCGAAUAGAAAGAACUGUCUACUGUGAUGAAGCUGCUGAUGAGGCCUCAGGAAUUAAUGUGCAUCAGCCCACAGCCUUUGCUCACAAGUUACUCCAGCUCUCCGGAGUGUCUCUCUUCUGGGAGGAGUUUUCUGCGUCAGCAAAAUCUUCCCCAGUGUGUUCAACUGCACCAGCGGAAACUGAGCCAAAGCUGUCACCUAGCUGGAAUCCCAAAAUUGUAUAUGAGCCGCACCCACAAUUAACUAGAAGUUUACCAGAGGUAGCGCCCUCUGACCCAGUGCAGAUUGGAGGGCUCAUUGGUAGACUGGAGUUGAGUCUCACGCUGAAACAGAAUGAAGUGCUUCCUGGAGCUAAGUUGGAUAUUGAUGGACAGAUAGAGUCUAUUCAUCUCUUCCUGUCACCAAGGCAGGUGCACUUGCUCUUGGAUAUGUUAGCAGCUAUUGCUGGACCAGAAAAUUCUAGCAAAAUAGGGUUAGCUAAUAAAGAUAGAAAAAACCGACCCAUGCAGCAAGAAGAAGAAUAUCGAAUUCAGAUGGAAUUAAACCGGUAUUAUUUGAGAAAAGAUUCCCUCUCAGCAGGAGUAUCUUCAGAGCAAAGCUUUUAUGAGACAGAAUCUGCUCGUACACCUUCUAGCCGUGAAGAAGAAGUUUUCUUCUCCAUGGCCGAUAUGGACAUGUCCCAUAGUCUCUCUUCUCUUCCACCACUGGGAGACCCUCCAAAUAUGGACCUUGAGUUAUCAUUAACUAGUACAUACACAAAUACUCCAGCAGGAUCUCCAUUAAGUGCUACUGUGCUUCAGCCAACAUGGGGAGAUUUCCUUGAACCUCAUAAAGAACAGCCAGUGAGAGGGUCCGCAUUGCCGUCUGACCGAGUUCACCCGCCAAGUUUACAGAAGACUUCUCUUCCAUCUAGAUCUGUUUCAGUGGAUGAAUCCAGGCCUGAACUUAUUUUCAGACUAGCUGUGGGAACAUUUUCCAUUUCCGUGCUUCACAUUGAUCCUUUAUCACCACCUGAAACGUCAUUGAACCUUAAUCCACUGACACCUUUGGCAAUAGCUUUCUUUACCUGUAUAGAAAAGAUUGACCCAGCAAGAUUUUCAACAGAUGAUUUUAAGUCUUUUCGAACAGUAUUUGCAGAAGCUUGCAAACACGAUCACCUUAGAUUUAUAGGAACUGGCAUGAAAGUGUCCUAUGAACAAAGACAGAGACCAACUUCCCGAUAUUUUAGUACUGAUAUGUCCCUUGGGCAAAUGGAACUCUUGGAGUGCCUGUUUCCAACUGAUUCUCAUUCUGUUCCUCCUCACUACACAGAGCUUUUAAUGUUCCAUUCCAAAGAACGAGCGGAUUCCCAUCCCCCUGUGUGCCUUCAGCUUCAUUAUAAGCAUUCUGAGAAUAAAGGACCCCAGGGUAAUCAAGCAAGACUAAGUUCUGUACCUCAGAAGGCAGAAUUACAGAUUAAGUUAAAUCCUGUGUUUUGUGAGCUGGAUAUCAGUAUUGUGGACAGGUUAAAUUCCUUGCUCCAACCACAGAAGCUUACCACAGUAGAGAUGAUGGCUUCACACAUGUACACUUCAUACAAUAAACAUAUUAGUCUCCACAAGGCUUUUACUGAAGUAUUUCUGGAUGAUUCACAUAAUCCUGCAAAUUGUCGGAUAUCAGUACAAGUUGCCACACCAGCGUUCAACCUUUCUGUUCGCUUCCCAAUACCUGAUCUUCGGUCAGAUCAAGAAAGAGGACCGUGGUUUAAGAAGUCACUUCAGAAGGAGAUCCUUCAUUUAGCAUUCACAGAUCUAGAAUUUAAGACUGAAUUUAUAGGAGGAUCAACCCCGGAACAAAUUAAAUUGGAACUUACCUUUAGAGAACUAGUGGGGUCAUUCCAGGAAGAUAAAGGAGAACCGUCUGUUAAGUUUUUCCAUGUGUCUAGUGGAGUAGAUGGAGAUACAGCAUCUUCAGAUGAUUUUGACUGGCCACGAAUUGUACUGAAAUUAAACCCGCCAGCUGUGCAUUCCAUUUUGGAGAGAAUAGCAGCUGAGGAAGAGGAGAGUGACGGCCGCUAUCAGGAGGAGGAGGAGGAGGGAGGUGCUCAUUCCCUGAAGGAUGUUUGUGAUCUGCGAAGACCAGCCCCAUCUCCCUUCUCGUCGCGGAGAGUCAUGUUUGAAAAUGAGCAGAUGGUGAUGCCAGGAGACCCUGUGGAAAUGACAGAGUUUCAGGAUAAAGCAAUCAGCAAUUCUCACUACGUGCUGGAACUUACAUUACCCAACGUUCAUAUAACACUACCUAAUAAACGCUUUUAUGAGAAGCUUUAUAAUAGGAUCUUUAAUGACUUGCUGCUCUGGGAACCAACAGCUCCUUCACCAGUGGAGACAUUUGAAAAUAUUUCCUAUGGUAUUGGUCUUUCUGUAGCCAGUCAGCUGAUUAAUACCUUCAACAAAGAUAGUUUUAGUCCAUUUAAAUCCACAGUGCACUACGAUGAGGAGAGUGGAUCUGAGGAGGAGACGCUGCAGUAUUUUUCUACUGUCGAUCCCAACUAUCGUUCUCGUAGGAAAAAAAAGCUAGAUUCUCAGAACAAGAACUCACAGAGUUUUCUCUCAGUGCUUCUGAGUAUUAACCAUGGACUAAUGGCAGUGUUUACAGAUGUUAGGCAAGAUAAUGGAGAGCUGUUGGAGAAUAAGCAUGGCGAGUUCUGGUUAGAGUUCAACAGUGGUUCGUUGUUCUGUGUGACCAAGUAUGAGGGCUGUGAUGACAAGCACUACAUCUGCCUUCAUUCCAGCAGUCUUAGUCUCUAUCACAAAGGUGUGGUAGAUGGAGUGAUUCUCCCUACAGAAACACGACUGCCCAGUUCAACCCGCCCACACUGGUUGGAACCUACUAUUUAUUCCUCUGAGGAAGAUGGCCUCAGUAGAACUUCUACAGAUGGCGUUGCAGGAGACACUUUGAAUAUGCUUUCUGUUGCAGUUAAAAUACUAUCUGAUAAGUCAGAGUCCAAUACAAAGGAAUUUCUCAUUGCUGUGGGGCUGAAAGGAGCCACACUGCAGCACAGGAUGCUUCCUUCCGGGCUCAGCUGGCAUGAGCAGAUUUUAUACUUCUUGAACAUUGCUGAUGAACCUGUUCUGGGAUAUAAUCCUCCAACUUCGUUUACAACUUUCCAUGUGCAUCUCUGGGGCUGUGCCCUUGAUUAUAGACCUCUUCACUUGCCGAUCCGAUCUCUUCUCACUGUGGAAACCUUCAGUGUUUCGAGUAGUGUUGCCUUGGACAAAUCCUCGUCUACUCUCAGAAUAAUCUUGGAUGAAGCUGCUUUGCAUUUGUCUGACAAGUGUAAUACUGUUACUAUAAAUCUGAAUAGAGAUUAUGUUCGUGUGAUGGAUAUGGGGCUUUUGGAAUUAACCAUAACUGCAGUGAAAUCUGAUUCCGAUGGAGAACAAACUGAGCCACGCUUUGAGCUACACUGUUCCAGUGACAUUGUGCAUAUCAGAACGUGCUCGGACUCUUGUGCUGCACUCAUGAAUCUCAUUCAGUACAUUGCAAGCUACGGGGACUUACAUGUGGCCAACAAGGUGGAGAUGAAGCCUGGAGCCCCUCAGAGAAAGAUGAAGGUAGAUUCCAGUGGCCGCUCUUCCUCACGAGGUCCAGUACUUCCUGAAGCAGACCAGCAGAUGUUACGCGAUUUGAUGAGUGAUGCCAUGGAGGAGGUUGACCUGCAGCAGGCCGCCGCGUCUGCACAAGCCCAGGCGAACGGUGUUUUGGAUGAAAAAUCUCAAACUCAGGAGCCAUGUUGUUCAGACCUCUUCCUGUUUCCAGAUGAGAGUGGGAACGUGUCGCAGGAGCCUGGCCCCCCUUACACCUCCUUCACACACCACUCGGUUAGUGAUGCCAUGGCACGUGUGCCCACGGAGAAUGACGACUUUUGCAUCAUUUUUGCACCAAGAGCAAACGUUCAGGAGAAGGAGGAAGAGCCAGUUGUAAAAGUGAUGGUCGAUGAUGCAAUUGUAAUAAGAGAGAAUUACUUUAGUCAGCCCGCUAAGAAGACGGACACGAGCAAAGCCCCAUUGCACUUUCCCAUCCCUAUCGUCCGCUAUGUUGUUAAAGAAGUCUCUCUUGUUUGGCAUCUUUAUGGAGGAAAGGAUUUUGGAACGGUCCCUCCUACUUCUCCAGCUAAAAGUUACAUCAGUCCCCACAGUUCACCUUCUCACACUCCCACAAGGCAUGGACGUAACAUGGUAUGUGGGGGAAAAGGAAGAAACCAUGACUUUUUAAUGGAAAUACAGUUAAGCAAGGUGAAAUUUCAGCAUGAGGUCUACCCGCCUUGCAAGCCAGAGUGUGACUCUGGCCUCUUAGAGCACCCAGUCUCCCGGCAGGUGUUCAUCGUGCAGGAUCUUGAAAUUCGAGACCGUCUGGCAACAUCACAAAUGAAUAAGUUUUUGUACCUGUAUUGCAGUAAAGAAAUGCCUCGAAAAGCUCAUUCCAACAUGUUGACGGUGAAAGCACUGCACGUGCGCCCAGAGUCCGGCCGGUCGCCGCAGGAGUGCUGCUUGCGAGUGUCUCUGAUGCCCCUUCGCCUCAAUAUUGACCAGGAUGCCUUGUUCUUCCUGAAGGAUUUCUUCACAAGUCUUUCUACAGAAGUAGAGCUUCUAAUGGCUCCAGAUCCAGAAGUUAAAAAGUCUCCUGGAGCUGAUGUCACCUGCAGUUUGCCAAGGCACUUAAGCACCUCCAAGGAGCCGAAUCUAGUUCUUUCUUUCCCUGGGCCAAAGCAACCUUCCCAAGAUGAUGGUGCCAACUCAGUGGGAGUGGUUAAUGGGGAGGAAGAGAAGGACUUCUCAGCUGAAGAGGCAUCAUUUAGUGAUCAGCCCGUGUUUUUUAGAGAAUUUAGAUUCACAUCAGAAGUUCCUAUUCGACUUGAUUAUCAUGGCAAACACGUAUCAAUGGAUCAGGGUACCCUGGCCGGAAUUCUGAUUGGUCUGGCCCAGUUAAACUGCUCAGAGCUGAAGCUGAAGAGGCUUUUCUACCGGCAUGGCUUGCUAGGUGUUGACAAAUUGUUUUCGUAUGCAAUCACCGAAUGGCUUACUGACAUUAAGAAGAACCAGCUACCAGGAAUCCUGGGAGGUGUUGGGCCUAUGCAUUCACUAGUACAAUUAGUGCAAGGCCUAAAGGACUUGGUCUGGUUGCCGAUAGAGCAGUACCGGAAGGACGGCCGCAUCGUCAGAGGCUUCCAGAGAGGGGCUGCGUCCUUCGGCACCUCAACAGCGAUGGCUGCGCUAGAGCUCACAAACAGGAUGGUUCAGACCAUACAGGCUGCAGCAGAGACCGCUUAUGACAUGGUGUCUCCAGGGACCCUUUCUAUUGAGCCCAAGAAGAUCAAAAGGUUCCCUCAUCACCGCUUAGCGCACCAGCCCGUGGACCUGCGGGAGGGCGUGGCGAAGGCCUACAGUGUUGUCAAGGAGGGACUCACGGACACGGCUCAGACGAUUUACGAAACCGCAGCUCGAGAACACGAGAGCAGAGGGGUCACUGGUGCCGUGGGCGAGGUCCUGCGCCAGAUUCCUCCUGCGGUGGUGAAACCUCUGAUUGUUGCCACAGAAGCGACAUCAAAUGUAUUAGGCGGCAUGAGAAACCAAAUUAGACCUGAUGUUCGGCAAGACGAGUCACAGAAAUGGCGCCACGGGGAAGACUGAUGCUUCAGAUGCGAUUGUUUAUGGAGAUAGUGAGGGUGGAAAUAAGGAGCACAGUGUCCCACUGGCAGCUUUAGAGGGUCCUCAUUUACUGUGAUUGUGCUCAUCUCAGGAACAAAAGCAUUUCUUAGUUAAAUAAUUUAAUAUCAAAGCAACAUGCAACCAAAAACUUGUGACAUUUAGGGCUGGUUUGGUACUUGCCUAGAGAAAUGUUUGGUGGCUAGUGUCAAAAGACCGGAAGCGUUUGCUGCCCAGUGAGUAGAAUGCUUGCUCUUCCUGAAGUGGCUGUGGUUUUCCUUGCUACGGGUGAGAGAUCAUUGGCAGCCUCCUGUUACACAGUCCAGAGUGCUCAGAAGCAUUUGUGCACUUUGAAAGCACUAUUUAUAUUGCCCUGAGGAGUUGAUUUUCUCAAGGUUUAAAGAGAAUCACAGCUUCGAAACUCUCAUUGAGAAUGAGAGACAGAAGCUACAGGGAAAGCAAAACAAAUAGGAUUUUAAUAUAAAUAUCACAGAGGAAUAAAUGACCUGGUCUGUUGGAUUUAGUGUCCAUGCGCUUAAAACAUUAUUUCCAUCCCCUCAGAAGGUCUUUCUGGGGGCGUUUGAGAACGUGCGUGUCGCAGACAUGUCUGUCGUGUUGCACUUUAUCGUGUGUGUGUGUGUGUGUGUGUGUAGAUUAAUACAAGUCAUGUGAUCUGUUCGUUAUGUAAUUUACAGAUUUUCAUAAAAUAUAAAGAGGAGUAAGACCAUGUUUUUGGCAAAGGAAGCAAACUCAGAUGGAGUCGCUUCCAUUUAUUUCGAGUGUGAAUGAAAACGUGCACUCUCUGAUGAACUGGGGCCCGCGUGAUUGUUCGUGUGCGUGCACUCUCUGAUGAACUGGGGCCCGCGUGAUUGUUCGUGUGCGUGCACUCUCUGAUGAACUGGGGCCCGCGUGAUUGUUCGUGUGCGUGCACUCUGAUGAACUGGGGCCCGCGUGAUUGUUCGUGUGCGUGCACUCUCUGAUGAACUGCGGCCCGCGUGAUUGUUCGUGUGUGUGCACUCUCUGAUGAACUGGGGCCCGCGUGAUUGUUCGUGUGCGUGCACUCUCUGAUGAACUGCGGCCCGCGUGAUUGUUCGUGUGCGUGCACUCUCUGAUGAACUGGGGCCCGCGUGAUUGUUCGUGUGUGUGCACUCUCUGAUGAACUGGGGCCCGCGUGAUUGUUCGUGUGCUCACUUUCCAGCAGAUACAGUGCAAGCUUGUUAGGAAUGUGUGGAAAGGGAGAUUGGAAAUGAUUUUUACUUUUCUGAAAUUAACCAAAAAUCCUCCAAACAUGCCCUAGUCAGCUAUUUCGAAGUACCAUUUUUACUUGGUUAACAAUGUACAUUUUGAUAACCUGUCAGGAAUGAAUAAAGUAUUUUUAUUUAAAUUUAAAAUUGUUUUAUGCUUCCAUGAACAUUCUGCUUUUCUCAGAGCAUAUUCUUAGAUGCAGCACUUGGCUCCAUCCCAAGACACUUGGGAAUACUUCCUCAAAACUGAUUUUGGUUAAACCCAGUAAAUCAUUACCUAGGAGUGAGAGGAAAAUUGUUCGCAAGGACUCACUUUUUGACUUUAGGUGGAUCUAGUAGAAAGAAAGUGUAGGGCUUCGUGUUUAAACUGUUUAAAGUUGCAUGAUGUGCAUUCUCAUUUUCUGACGCAGGGAGAAGGCCGCCAUCCAUGUGAAUUUGGAUUUCAGAACCACAUUUCAGGUUGGGGUUUGGAAAAUGUUGAAUCGAUCCCAUUCUCUAGAUUUUCUGAACAAGAAAGCAAUGUAAACCCAAUAUCUGGACAUUGAAAAUUUAUGAAAAUUGUGUUAAACAGCAUUUAAUUUUUAUUUCCUUUUCACUGCUAAAAAAAAACCUUAAAAGGGCUCUGCUCACAGAACCAUCAUUUACUUUGUCCCAGUUAAAUGGAGUCGUGUAGAAUGUGCUCCUGAGUGAACAGUAGCCAUACCUGUGUGUCCUGGAGGAGGCUCAGCCUGCUUCUGGGGCACGUUUUGACCGCCCUGCUCGCUGACUUCCAUGUCUCCUGAAAACAAUAUACCAUGUCUGUCAUUUGUGGUGAUAAACCAAACUGCAAAGCCCUUGACCAAACUUAAAAAUAUAAAAUCUCAUUAAUUUUAACAUACAUCUUCCAUAGUUACCCUAUUUAAGUUUAGUUAGAUACGGUCUAGGGAGAAAGACUCCUCCUCCUCUUUGUACUCUUGAGUUGUAGAUAGACCAUCUUUUGACAAAUUUGGUUUAUAAGUCCUGUUGUAGCGUUUAUCUUCAUAAUGUCAUCUCUGUGCUUCUUACUCUGUCCUCUACUCCUGCACCUGCUAGCCACAGAAUCUGGGUUUGGGACCCAGAAACCUGCCUCAGAAAAGUCCAGGGUCAAGGCUCUGUUCAUGGCCCAUUUAACCAAGGUACUCUUUAUUUGAGAUGUUUAGGUAGACUGUUAGAAAGCUUCUGCAUUAUUAAGUAUCCUUAAUUUUUUCUUUCUUACAAAUACCUUUUCCAGCCUUUAGGUCACAGUGACACAGUAAGAAAGAGGAGCACUGGGCAGGACCCUUUAGGUAGCCAAGUCUGCCCUCACUGGGCAGGUGACAUGGUCAAGGCAUUGGAUUUCUCUAAGCCUCAGCGUCUGUAACCCAAGGGGUUUUAUAUGACAAAGUACAACAGAUUUUUGGAUGAUCAGGCCGUGUAUGUGUGUGUGUGUGUGUGUGUGUGUGUGUGUGUGCGUGCGCGUGAGAAGGUCUGGGAUGUAGUGCUUGGUAGACUGUCCCAGCCCUGUGACUCCCUAGGCUGGGGGCGCUAGAGGAGAGCAUGGAGGUCACACUGCACACAGCAGCCGUGGCCGCCUCGGAUCUUGGAUCUCUCAGAAUACUGCGUUUCUGGGUGGCCACAGUGCCUGUGGGGUUGACUUUUGAUGUGUUACUGUGUGUGGAGUAGACAGCGUGUGUCCACAUGUUGCUGCAUGGCAGCCAUCUAGGUGUUUCCCCGGUGAGGUCGGGUGAGUGAGCCUGGCCAAGAUCCGUCAGCGAGUUUUAGGAUAGCACAGUGUCACAGAAGCAUGUGAAGGCCACUUUCUAAAGGCCGGGAAGGCCGUGGGCCAUGGCAAUACUUCCUCUUGAAUGGGGCUGAUGCGCACCUCUGGUUUCCCUUCCUGUGUGCCCUCAGGUUGCUGUUAUUUACAAGUAGACCAUUCCCUUUCAAUAUUUGCCUUUUAGGAUAGAUGUAACACAGUAUUUCUUCUAGACAUAGCAAUAAGCUUUCAUUUUUGUGGAGUUCGGGUCCAAUUUGGAUUUCCACUUUAAGCACAUAUAUUUCACAUCAAUAUUUUUAUAAUGCAAGACUCACUUUAGGCAAUCUUUCCAAGUCGCAGUGUGCCUAGAAUAGCAGAAAUACUAAAAACUCGUGUUUCCUGCCUCCUGCUUUGUGUCACUCUUAAAUGGUAUUAAAAUAUUUCCAGGAAAAAUGUUUAAUUUCUAAUCCCCUCCUUUAAAAACAGUGUUCUGUAGGUUUGGUGCCUUUGCUCAGUCUCAAAAUAGUCUAGGCAGUUUUGUCUGCUCCCGUGCUGGGGCUGCUGGUCCAGGGUGUCCUGCCUCCCGCCAGCGUGUUUGGGCUGGAUUCUAGGCACUGUGUCUUCUCCCCAGAGCAGACGGAGAGCGGGCAGUGUUGGCUUUCAGCAGUUUUAAAUGAGAACCCUUCACUACGUGGUUUCAGGGUUAACAACCGCUGGAACAUUAAAUUCUGUAGGUGAGAAAAACCUCAUGACUUAAGAGACCUCACUGGCCUCUGCUUCCAUUUUCGUACUCCUGCACGGAUAAAACUCUUCAGAAUUACAGGGAGGAGUGUGUCAGGACUAGUGUUCACAGUGAGCAGUUACCCCGUUUCCCCUCACAUCCUCUGGACCUACUUAAAAGGCCAAUGUCUAUAAAGUUCUUUGAGCUUGAAAGUAAGGGACUGUCAAAAACAGAGUGAUACUCCUGUAUCUGUAGCUGCACCCAUUGGACAUACCCACUGGUAUCAAGUAGAAUAAAUCAAAUAGAAAUCUGUGAGUCUUAGGUUUAACUAGGAAGAUUAUCUGUAUAGUAUAUAGUUAACGUCGGGGAGAUAAUCUUUAAUCAAACAAUCUUAUUUCUUCUUGUCGGAAGGUAGAGUCAGUCUUGCCAUAGAAGCCCAGGUGAGUGCUUUAGUGCCAACUUAUUUUUAUUUCUGUAUCUUCAGGACCAUGUAGGCACACCACCCCCUUUGAUAGACCUUGUAAGCACAGCUGCCCCGGGUCCGUUGAUGUGGGAGUGUUUUCCUUAGAUCCUGUUACUGUACGUGAGACACAGAAAAGGUGCUCUAACACCAUCCUCGUGGGCUGCUUUGGGGUGAGAAAUUGGGGAGUUUCAACUGCUCACGCUGAGAGGUCCACAAUGGUCAGAAGCAUCCGUGUCAGGGAUUUUUGCCUCCUGUCCCAACCGUGGGCACCGUGGUUUGAGCGUGUGGCCUCAUGGUAGGGACCAGGGUGCGGGCUGCUGUGCGUCAUGGGGUGGUGGAGGUGGCAGUGGGGGGCUCGUGACCCUUCCGGUGCCGUGGGCUGUGGACUUAGCAGCCUCUUGUUUAAGAAGUGUGUCUGCUUUGCUGUUUCCCUUGUGUUCUGUAUGUACGAAAUGGCAGCUUCCAGUUCCUGGUUGGAUUUGUCCUGUGUGGUUUCCAUAAGCCACUGGUCCACUGUGGAAUCGGUGGGGGGAGAGAGGGGUGGCAGCAGGGCGGUUGCCAAGUUCAGCCCCUCUUCGAAGCCAGCCUGACUUACCUUAGAGAUCAAACCUAAUCUCACACAACGCUGUAUAUUCGUUGCUAAGUUUCCUCAUUUCCCUACUUAAUUUUGGAUGUGAGUACUUUAAGAAUGCUGCUGCUGUAUGAGUCUUUUUGUGGAAAUGUAACGUGUCUGUGUGACUAUGGAAAAUAUUAUGAGAUGAAGAGUACUCUUGAAGAAAAUUAAAAUAUUUACUCUUUGGA